AAUGACGGUAUAAUAAGUAUCCAACCAACCUAACCUGACCUAACAAAACCUCAUCAUCAUGAUGAUACCACAUCGCUCAUAAGUCGAAGCUUCCUCCUCCAUAAUUCUCCUUCGAUCAUCUUCAGAUUCACUUCAUUCAACCCUUCAACACCACCUAACUUUUCCGCCAGUAGGCCGCGGAGAUGUCGACACCGGCGAGGAAGCGGUUGAUGAGGGAUUUCAAGAGGUUGCAGCAGGAUCCUCCUGCUGGAAUCAGUGGUGCUCCCUAUGAUAAUAAUAUUAUGCUCUGGAACGCCGUUAUAUUCGGUCCGGAUGAUACUCCUUGGGAUGGAGGUACGUUUAAGUUGACACUGCAGUUUUCAGAAGACUAUCCGAAUAAGCCACCAACAGUACGCUUCAUUUCAAGAAUGUUUCAUCCAAACAUCUAUGCAGAUGGGAGCAUAUGCUUGGACAUCCUUCAAAAUCAGUGGAGUCCAAUUUAUGAUGUUGCUGCGAUACUUACUUCAAUUCAGUCGUUGCUCUGUGACCCGAACCCAAACUCACCCGCCAACUCUGAAGCAGCACGGAUGUUUAGCGAGAACAAGCGCGAGUACAAUAGAAAAGUGCGUGAGAUCGUUGAGCAGAGCUGGACUGCGGACUAAGAAUCAACCUGUCGGGGCUGUAUCAUGAGUUGUAAAAGCAUCAUUUUCAAGGCCUUUAAAUCAAUGCUUGUUCAAGAAUUCACCCAAAACAUUAAUAAUGGUAACAACAAAUGUUUAAUUGCAGGUCAUGAUAUUUGAGUUUUAUUUGUAGGGAUUUUAAGUAUCUUAUAUUUGAACUAUGUUCUGUUGCUUGCAUUUUAUGACUUGUACAUAAUGAUUUCUUGUAAUAUAUUGUUUUCAUAUUUCCCGCU
This is a messenger RNA of Helianthus annuus (common sunflower), 892 nucleotides long. Its product is annotated as ubiquitin-conjugating enzyme E2 2. Bases 183 to 641 code for a protein of 152 amino acids. The record is from RefSeq and is a predicted model, not a curated record. The transcript has 6 exons. Lineage: Eukaryota; Viridiplantae; Streptophyta; Magnoliopsida; Asterales; Asteraceae.